CAUUGUUUGUUUCUCUAAUAAUUGGGUCUCAGUUUUCACCACUUUCUCUCUCCACUUCACUUGCUCUAUACGCGGCGGCGCGUGUCUUUUACGAAGAAAUGGGACAAGCUCCCUCCACCCACGGCUAUCCUCCCGAUUCUGUCCCUGACCUCUCCCACCCCCACCACAUCCAUCUCUGCACCUCCGUCGCUGCUCCCGAAGCCGAUUGGCAGCUGUUGGACCACACAGCUGAGAUCCCAGACGAGUGCUUGGCUCUCGUGUUCCAAUCGCUCAGCUCCGGCGACAGGAACUCCUGCUCCCUGGUUAGCCGCCGCUGGCUCGCCGUGGAGGGGCAGAGCCGCCACCGCCUCACUCUGAACGCCGCCGCGCAGGUGGCCCCGCAACUCAGCUCCAUCUUCACCAGAUUCGACUCCGUCACGAAGCUCGCCCUCCGCUGUGACCGGAAAUCCGUCAGCAUAGACGAUGACGCCUUAACCUUGAUCUCCCUCCGCUGCCCCAACCUCACGCGCCUCAAGCUCCGCAGCUGCCGCGAGAUCUCUGAUGCUGGUAUGCUAGCCCUAGCCACCAAUUGCAAGCUCCUCCGCAAAUUCUCCUGUGGAUCCUGCAUGUUUGGGGCUAAAGGCAUGAACGCGCUCCUCGAUAACUGCUCCUCACUGGAGGAGCUCUCCGUGAAGCGAUUGCGCGGAAUCGACGAUGGAUUCGCCGAGGAGCCGAUCGGCUCCGGCGCUGAAGCGGCGGCGCUUAAAUCAAUUACGCUCAAGGAGCUCUAUAACGGUCAGUGCUUCGGUCCGUUGAUAGUUGGAUCGAAGAAUUUGAAAACACUGAAGAUUUUGAGGUGUUUGGGGGAUUGGGAUAGAAUGCUGGAGAGCAUCACAAGUAGGAAAAAUUGUUUAUCAGAGAUUCAUCUGGAGAGGCUGCAGGUGAGCGAUUUCGGUUUAUUUGCGGUUUCCAAGUGCCCUAAUUUGGAGGUUUUUCACUUGGUGAAGGCGCCUGAUUGCUCCAACGAUGGGAUUUUAUCCAUUGCUGAGAAUUGUAGGGUUUUGAGGAAAGUCCACAUCGAUGGGUGGCGGACUAACCGAAUUGGGGAUGAAGGUUUGAUCGGCAUUGCGAAGAACAGCGUGAAUCUCGUGGAAUUAGUGCUGAUUGGUGUGAAUCUGAGCUCCGUAAGCUUAAUGGCCAUGGCGUUGAACUGCCAAAAAUUGGAGAGAUUGGCUCUGUGUGGAAGUGAAAACAUUGGAGAUGCUGAGAUCACUUGUGUUGCGGAUAAGUGCGUAGCUUUAAAGAAGCUCUGCAUCAAGGGAUGUCGUGUGACGGAUACUGGGAUUGAGGCUUUCGCGUUUGGGUGCCCUAAUUUGGUGAAGAUCAAGGUGAAGAAGUGCAGGGGAGUGACGAGUGAGGCCGUGGAUUGGCUGAGGGCGAGGAGGGUGACGCUGUCUGUGAGCUUGGAUGCCGAUGAGAUGGAGCCUGAGGUGCUGGAGGCUGCCACAGCCACUGAUUACGCGCCCGACUUCCCCCCAAUAGCCAAUGCUCCUUCUACGAGCAAUGCAGCCCGGCGGCUCCCUAAUAAGUCCAGGUUUAGCCUUCUCGCUUGUGCUUUUAGAAGGGUAUCAAAUGCUAAUGCUACUUCAAAUUUGUAGAGAUGCAUUGUUUUCUUGAUACAUACAUGACUUGAUUCAAUUCUUGAUGUUGUUUGUAUGUAACCUGUCCAAUUCAUUAAGAUCCCUUUUUACUAAAGUAUUUGCAAAACAUGAAUGGCAUUUAGUUUUGUUUCUUUAUUUCUUA
This is a messenger RNA of Salvia hispanica, 1782 nucleotides long. Lineage: Eukaryota; Viridiplantae; Streptophyta; Magnoliopsida; Lamiales; Lamiaceae. The record is from RefSeq and is a predicted model, not a curated record.